Messenger RNA from Loa loa (African eye worm), 357 nucleotides. RefSeq names its product polyubiquitin 1. Bases 1 to 357 code for a protein of 118 amino acids. Lineage: Eukaryota; Metazoa; Nematoda; Chromadorea; Rhabditida; Onchocercidae. Gene Ontology annotation, biological process: protein ubiquitination; modification-dependent protein catabolic process. The record is from RefSeq and is a predicted model, not a curated record. The transcript has 4 exons. Gene Ontology annotation, molecular function: ubiquitin protein ligase binding; protein tag activity. Gene Ontology annotation, cellular component: nucleus; cytoplasm.
AUGUCAAGCAAAAUCCAAGACAAGGAAGGCAUUCCACCGGAUCAGCAGAGACUGAUCUUUGCUGGAAAGCAGCUGGAGGACGGUCGUACCUUAUCGGAUUACAACAUUCAGAAGGAGUCGACGCUGCAUCUGGUUCUUCGUCUUCGUGGUGGUGUUAAAAAAUGGUACCCGGGUAUAAGCGCAUUUACAGAUGACGUAAGAGACCGGGACGAUUUUCUAGAAAGUUCGGUGAUUAACACCUACAUGGGGAUACUUAAUACCGGCAUUACACUGAAAGCGGCUUUAAAUGGUUCCCGUCCCGAUACUACAUUUGCCGUUCUUUCAUUUAAGGCUGGUAUUGUCAGCGCAUUGUCGUGA